Messenger RNA from Rhagoletis pomonella (apple maggot), 2820 nucleotides. RefSeq names its product protein ref(2)P (gene ref(2)P). Gene Ontology annotation, molecular function: K63-linked polyubiquitin modification-dependent protein binding; zinc ion binding; protein kinase C binding. Bases 439 to 2595 code for a protein of 718 amino acids. Lineage: Eukaryota; Metazoa; Arthropoda; Insecta; Diptera; Tephritidae. The record is from RefSeq and is a predicted model, not a curated record. Gene Ontology annotation, biological process: endosome organization; aggrephagy; mitophagy. The transcript is spliced from 4 exons. Gene Ontology annotation, cellular component: aggresome; amphisome.
AUCGUCUGAGAUUUCACAAUAAUUAGCAUUUCGUCUCAACAAGUGAAGUUGCAUAUUUAGAGCUUGUUUCGUGACGUUUAAGAAUUAGCUGAAAGAGAGACCGACAAAAAUAUUUUAUAGUGAGUUGCAGAAUUUGAAAAGUGGAACAUUCAAGAAAAUACGCGAAGCUAGCUGCAAGCCAUACAAGAAGCAACCUAAAGUGUUGUAGAACUCAACUGCGCAGUAUAAAAACAUAGGAAGGAACUGAAGAGUAAACAUAAUUUCGAAGUGAAUUGACCAGUAAAGAAGUGUUUUUGAUAACAGCGAUAUUCCGACCAACAAAAUAUCGAAAUCUGUGUCUUUGAAAACCAGUGGAAAUAUAUAACUAACUGAGGACGAUAUCCAACAAUCAAUCCAGCUCCACAUAUUUUCCUUCAUAAAGAGUAUAAAAUAUUUGAAAUGGAACGCCGUAACUUGAUUUCCGAAAAGUACUUGAAAGUUACUUUUGAGGAUGACAAGCGCAAGUUGCAUACUUAUCUUAAUAUGCCAUCACCAACUUUUGAGGUGUUGAAGCGAGAGAUCUCUUUAUGCCUCUUCGAAACACGCAAGCUGCCGCAAUGUGAUGUUAAGAUCACUUGGAUAGAUGCUGACCACGAUGAAAUUGAGAUUGUCAACCAAGUCGAUUACGAGAUAUUCUUGUUAGAAAGUACUGAGAAUCAGCGCAUCUAUGUUACCCCGUUGAAAUCGUCAAAAGAUGAAGACAAGAACGCUCCAAGCGAGGACGAUCCAGCUGCUUUUGUUAUCCAUGAACAUGUAGAAUGUGAUGCUUGUGGCCUGGCCCCGAUUGUCGGUUUUCGCUACAAAUGUAUUCAAUGCCCUAAUUUUGACUUGUGCCAACGCUGUGAAGCUCAGCAUAAGCAUCCGGAGCACAUGAUGGUUCGUAUGCCGACUGAAAAUUCGCCCAAUAUUAUUGAUGCCUGGAUAAGUAACCCUUGCGGCCGAGGUAGUGGUCGACGUUCUAAGCGUGAGCGAAAGAGUUCUAGCGCCAGUGGGUGUCCCUAUUUCGAGUUCACGGCCGCAACAUCGGCCAAUGCAAAUGGUAGCAGUGCAAAUACUGAUACGGAAGCAAACGUUGGCACUGGAGGUGGAAAGCAUCAUCACCAUCACGAACGCAAGCAUCACCGUCGUCAGAUGCGAAAUGGUUUUUUGUCGCAUAUGUAUGAAAUGAUGUCUGACUUUGCCGAAGGUGGCGCCACCUACAGGCAAAUGGACGAAGAUGCAUCUAGCACUCCACCACGUAGUGCUCCCCCGAAGGCAGAUAAUUCAGACAAAACUAAUAAUGCAAAAACAAAUGAAGAAAAUUCCGCAAAUGAAGCGGCUAUGGCAGCUUGUGAAGCAGCAACUAAAGCCGCUGAGGUUGCAACUAAGAUAGCUGCCGAGGUUGCUGGAAGGGUAACUUUAGAAGCCGCAGCUGCUGCAGAGCAAGCUACUGCCCAAGUUGUGAAUGAGUUAUUUACUGCUGAAGCUGCUGCUGCUCCGAAGCAAUCUCAAGAAAAUGCGGGCGAUAAAGAAAAGCAAGCUCCAAAAACAGCUAGUACUGGAACAUCGACUCCUACAUCUCAGUCUGAUCCAAACAGUAAUAACAACAAUUCAUUUGAAAACACUUCAGCCCCGGUUACUCCAACUCUUGAAGAUAUUGCUCAAUUUAUUGACCCUAAAUUCAUGAAAGCCGGUAUUCAGUUGCUAAAUAACUUCAGCGGUAUGUUCGCAAAAAUGCUUGAACCUAUGGAUGUAGGUGAUGAAAGUUAUGCUUCGGGUUUUGCUGGUAAUGGGUACCAAGCACGAAAACCUUCUACAGCAUCAGCAACAAGCUCAAUGUGCUCAGCAACAUCCAAGUCAGCAACUACAACCAAUACAAACAUCAGCGCAAACGAAAAGAAAGCUACUGGGAAGAAAGAUCAAAGCGACCAAACAAAAGAUGAAGAGAAAGCUGUAGCGCCUGUCAAUCCUGAUACCACCACCAACUCUAGCCCGAUUCCACAGGAAAAUUGCAUCGAAAAAUCUCAAACUAAAGAGCGUCGCCGUUCACAAAGCGAAGAAAAUGACUGGCAUAUGGUUGAGAGGCAAGCUGCUGAAUCCACCAUAAAUUUAAUUGAUAUUUCGACUUCUACUUCGAUCGAAUCUAUUGAAAAAAUUGAGUCGCCCGGAGCUGUAGCUGGAGCUGAACCAACUCCUGCUCCAACUCCAGUGGUUGAACCUAAAUCCAUUGAGAACAAUUCUGAAGUUAGUUUCGAAAAACUUAGCAUUGAUUUAAAGAAUCAUGUUGAAAAAGAGAAGCAACACGAGCGCGUUGAAAGGAAAUUCAAACUUGCUGACGUUCUUAAUAACCAAAAUAUACCAUCCGUUUCCAAUAACACUGGCGCUACACCCAAGGCACAAAAAGAACCUAUAGUAUAUCAUACAGAUGCUAGUAUCAAUAAAGCUAUACAUGCCAUGAUGGCAAUGGGCUUUAGCAAUGAGGGUGGAUGGUUAACACAAUUGCUUGAAUCUGUCAAUGGCAAUAUAUCGGCUGCACUGGACUUGAUGUCACCGGCACAGAACCAAAGUAACAAUUAAACAAUAGUGUAAAUGCUGCAUAUUUGACAGCUCAUUUAGUUUUUAAGAUUCGUUGUAGCUUUUAAGUCCCCUUUUUCGAUUACAAUAUGAAUUCACGUAUGCACUCGUUCCAUUACUGAAACGCUAAAACUGCAAUACCAAACAUGAAGUUUUAAUUUCAGUUCCCAUUUUAAUAAUGAACUUUCAUCAAGAAGUCAUUUGCUCAAUAAAUUACCAUUCAUUUUA